Molecule: messenger RNA, 3017 nt
Organism: Arabidopsis arenosa
Lineage: Eukaryota; Viridiplantae; Streptophyta; Magnoliopsida; Brassicales; Brassicaceae
Source: the annotation of a GenBank genome assembly
CUUCGUCUCCGAUCUUACAUAACUUGUUCUUUUUUUUUCCCAGUCAAAUCAUAACCCAUACAUUACUCUCUGUGGGAAAACAUCUGUCUCAAAGACGCAAAACCACACUACACCAAGACCUAUUUGGUGUCAUAUCUUCUCUUACAAAUGGAACGGGAAUCUGUGAAGAACAAGAGUAUUCUUCUUCCAAUGGCUCGGCGUGGCAACGGUUCCAAAGGAAAGAAGAUUCAUCUUCUCACUAACCACUUUAGAGUUAACUUCAGUCAACCAAACAGUCCUGAUUUCUUCCAUUACAGCGUUGCUAUCACAUAUGAUGAUGGUAGUCCAGUUGAAGCCAAGGGUAUUGGUAGAAAGAUUCUUGAAAAACUUCAACAGACUUAUCAAACUGAUUUGGGUUUCAAACACUUUGCUUAUGACGGCGACAAGACUCUUUUCACUGCCGGUCCUCUUCCCGGAUCCAAUCUAGACUUCUCUGUUGUUCUUGAAGACAUGUCUUCUAGGAGAAAUGCAGACAAAAGACUAAGGCUUUCUCACCAAUCCAAGAAAUUCAAUGUUGCAAUCAGCUUUGCUACAAAAAUCCCUAUGCAAGCUAUUGCAAAUGCUCUUCAAGGAAAGGAAACGAAGCAUCUUCAAGAUGCUAUCAGAGUGAUGGAUGUUAUUUUGUGCCAAAAUGCUGCUCGGAAAGGUUGCCUCCUAGUUCGCCAAUCUUUCUUCCACAAUGAUGCAAAGUACUUUACGAAUAUCGGUGAAGGUGUUGAUUGUUGCAAAGGAUUCCAUUCAAGCUUCAGAACUACUCAGGGAGGCUUGUCCCUCAAUAUUGAUGUUUCGACUACGAUGAUAGUAAAACCUGGUCCUGUUGUUGAUUUUCUUAUUGGAAACCAAGGUGUGAAAGAUCCAUUCUCUAUUAACUGGAAAAAGGCUAAAAGUACUCUCAAGAAUCUUAGAGUUAAAGUCAUCCCCUCAAAUAAAGAAUACAAGAUAACCGGACUAAGUGGACUACACUGCAAAGAUCAAAUGUUUACUUGGAAGAAAAAGAACCAAAACAGGGAAGUUGAGGAGGUUGAGAUUACAGUGUUUGAUUACUUCACCAAAAUCCGUGACAUCAAACUGCAUUAUUCAGGUGGCUUACCAUGUAUCAAUGUUGGUAAGCCAAAUCGUCCUCCUACUUACUUUCCCAUUGAGCUCUGUGAGCUUGUAUCUCUACAACGCUAUACUAAAGCUCUUACAAGUUUUCAGAGGAGUAACCUUGUCAAAGAAUCAAGGCAAAAUCCUCAUCAAAGAAUGGAAGUGUUAACCAGAGCUCUCAAGAACAGUAAUUAUAAUGAUGACCCAAUGUUGCAAGAAUGUGGUGUUAGAAUAGGCUCUGACUUCACUCAAGUCGAAGGUCGCUUGUUACCAACACCCAAGCUUAAAGCUGGCAAUGAACAAGACAUCUAUCCUAAGAAUGGGCGUUGGAACUUCAAUAACAAGAUAAUUUUUGAGUCAGCAACAGUUACUAGAUGGGCUGUUGUGAACUUCUCUGCUCGCUGUGACCCGCGCAAGAUUGUUCGUGAUUUGAUCAGAUGUGGAAAUAUGAAAGGAAUUAACGUAGAUCCUCCACACAAGGUUGUCUUUGAAGAAGAUCCUCAGUUUAAGGAUGCACCAGGUUCUGUAAGAGUUGAAAAGAUGUUUGAACGUUUAGAAUCCACGCUCGGUGACGUUCCUCCAAAUUUCCUUCUAUGCAUACUCGAAAAGAAAAACUCUGAUGUUUAUGGUCCUUGGAAAAAGAAAAAUCUUGUUCAAGUUGGAAUUGUGAAUCAGUGUAUUGCUCCUCCUCAAAACGUUAAUGAUCACUAUCUCUCAAAUGUUCUCCUCAAGAUAAAUGCCAAGCUUGGUGGAUUGAAUUCAGUGUUGGAUAUGGAGCGGUCACAAGCAAUGCCUUUGGUAAUGAAAGUUCCUACCAUCAUUAUUGGGAUGGAUGUAUCUCAUGGUUCUCCUGGACAGUCUGAUGCACCAUCCAUUGCCGCGGUUGUGAGCUCCAGAGAAUGGCCACUGAUCUCAAAAUACAGGGCUUGUGUGCGUACACAGUCGCGUAAAGUUGAAAUGAUCGAUAACCUCUUUAAACCCGUCUCUGACAAAGAUGAUGAAGGUAUCAUGAGGGAGCUCUUGCUUGACUUUUACUCAAGUUCUGCAGUGAAACCCAAUCACAUUAUUAUUUUCAGGGAUGGUGUGAGUGAAUCUCAGUUUAACCAAGUUCUUAAUAUUGAACUGGAUCAGAUGAAGCAAGCGUGCAAGUUCUUGGAGGAGAAGUGGGUUCCCAAGUUUACAGUGAUCAUAGCUCAGAAAAACCACCACACCAAGUUCUUCCAGACCAGAAGCCCUGAUAAUGUUCCUCCAGGAACAAUAAUUGAUAGUAACAUCUGUCACCAACACAACAACGAUUUCUACCUUUGUGCUCAUGCUGGAAUGAUUGGAACUACAAGGCCAACACAUUACCAUGUGCUCUACGACGAGAUUGGAUUUGACACAGAUCAGCUCCAAGAACUUGUGCAUUCCCUAUCCUAUGUCUACCAGCGGAGCACAACUGCAAUCUCUCUUGUUGCGCCGAUAUGUUAUGCUCAUUUGGCGGCUGCACAGAUGGGAACUGCGAUGAAGUUUGAGGACAUUUCUGAGACUUCAUCGAGCCACGGCGGGAUCACCAUAGCUGGAGCAGUCUCUGUGCCACCCAUGCCGAAGCUGAACACCAAUGUUGCUAGUUCAAUGUUCUUCUGCUGAAAGAAAAAAUAAGCACCAUUAAUUCACUUAGCUUUUCUGCUAAUGAACAAACCAAAGAACAAGAUUGUUUCUCUCGCUCUUAUGACUUUUCGUUGAUUCUCUUUUCUUUUUAUUGUUGGUCGGUGUUUUAGAUUCUUAUCGAAUCGCAAAUUUAAGACAUAAUCAGUUGCAUUUUAUUAUUGACUAAGAUUGAUAUGAGUUAUUUCUUGUUCCAAGAACUUGAGUGAAGUUAUAACUCAAUGACAUAAACAACAUUACCAUAA